UUCGCGUGCGCGCGACAGCGUAGCCAUGAGCCCAUGACACCGAGCAGAGAGCGAUCACCAUGGCGGCGUUCAUGGCGAGCGGCAGGUCGACGGUGGCUCCUUCGACCACCCGCAGCUGCCGGCCGGCGGCGGGAUUCGUCACCCCGCGCAGCCUCUUCAGCUGGGGCGGCAGAAGCGCGCCGCCGCCGGAGUUCCAGUACCACGACGUCGCGCCGCCGUUCCCCAUGUCCCUCGUCGCCAACACCCACCUCAGAGGUCGCGAGCUGAAAUGCUGCUACAAGGCCACCGUGGACGGCUUCAGCGCGACGGACUUCCAUCGCCGGUGCGACUUCAAGGGCCCCUGCGUAGUCGUCGGCCGCACCGGCGGCGGGGUCAGGUUCGGCGGGUUCAGCCCGGAGGGGUACCGGAGCACAGACGACUACUACGACACGCUCGACGCCUUCCUCUUCUAUUGGCCGGAGACGGACACGGACGCAGCGGCGAAGGAGGCGGCGGUGGUGGUGCUGCCGAAGGUGGGCGGGAGCGGGGCGGCGCUGUUCGACUACGCGCGGGGCGGGCCGCAGUUCGGCGCCGACGGGCUGCUCAUCGGGCCGCCGCUGACCGCCGUGAUGGGGGUGUUCACGGGGCCCGACUCCAGCGCCGGCGCCGGCGACCUCCGCGGCGCGCGGUCGCGGCUCGGGCUGUCGUACGCGAGGCGGCCGGACGGGAAGGAGAGCCUGUUCGGCGACGAGAGCAGGGCGGAGCUCGACGAGGUGCUCGUCUUCUGUAGCUCGCAGAUCGCGAGCCUGUACUGAUCACCAUUUUCUCUAUAGUGGAGUAGCUCAGAGCUAGAGUAAUUAGCUAACUAGCAAUUAAUUACUCCCUCUGUUUUUCAAAUAUAAUCAUCUGUUCUAUAGGACAUCAACACAGUAUUACUUCUUCAUUUUUCAUA
Molecule: messenger RNA, 931 nt
Organism: Oryza sativa Japonica Group (Japanese rice)
Lineage: Eukaryota; Viridiplantae; Streptophyta; Magnoliopsida; Poales; Poaceae
Source: RefSeq, a predicted model, not a curated record